Symbiodinium sp. CCMP2592 is the source of this 3012-nucleotide messenger RNA. Lineage: Eukaryota; Dinophyceae; Suessiales; Symbiodiniaceae. The record is from the annotation of a GenBank genome assembly.
AUGCACUCGCCCAGCCACGGCCACGGGGGCAUCCCUGCUCCACGACUUGGCCCCCAAGGGCCUCUACCACCCAGCGGAAAGGAUGCGCUGCCUCGCAGGGCUCGCUUGAAGUCGAACGCAGGGCUGCAGCCACUUCCUCAAACAGGCGUGACGACACUGCGCACCAGUCAAAGUGCAGAGCUGCCCACGGUUCGCCGACUGGCCAAAGGAGAAUCGACCGCAUCUCUACGCUGGGAGGCCCCUGAUUCCCCCGAUACCCCGACAACCGAUUCGGCCGUACCUACCAGUCCCAAGCUGGACCCUCACGAAGCCUACAGUACGCUGGCGCCUGCAUCCAAGCGAUGGGCACGAACUCGUUCUACGACUCCGCAGCGGCCGGGUCUGGAGGGCUGGCGCCGUGCUGCAGCUCAAGCGGUAGAGGAUCGUGCUGUCCGACAGCGGAAACAGGUGAACCUCUCCCUGGCUUCCUUGUCCACAGAGGCUGUGGAGCGAAUGGCCAGUGAUGUUGACUCGGACAGAAAGCCGUCGCCUUCGCUGCCACGCUCGGAGACUUCGGAGUACGGGCUGCCGCAGCGUGAGCUUUCCGUCUAUGAGCAGGCAUGCAUUUCCAGGAAGCUUCUGCCGAAGUUUGUCAGCCGCAUCCAGGAUGCCGUGUCGGGAGAUGUCUUCGACUUGCGCGCUGCGGGACUUGGAGAUGACCAGCUCCUGGCAGUCUUUGCGGACAGCAACCUAUGCCCAGCGACCCAAAUCCGGCGUUGGCGACUGCACGACGUGCGCAUGCGUGACAGGGGAGUCAAGCGACUUUCUGAGCUGUUGGACGAGGAGGUCGAGGCGAUCGACUUGGCCAACAAUGAGCUGGGACAUGUAGGUAUUGGCCACCUGGCUCGAGCCCUUUGCCACCGCUCCCUGGAGCAGCUGCGGCGUCUGGAUCUCUCGGCGAAUGCGCUGAGCGACGAGGCGGCCUGCCGCCUGGCAAAAGGACUUCAGCACUGCCCUCGACUUCUGCGACUGGAUUUGCGAAACAACGCGAUCCAGGAUGGACAUGCGCUGGGUGAGCUCAUCGCCGGUCAUGGCAACGUGACAAGGCUCUCAUUGAGAAGAAACCGUCUUGCAGGCUUCGGCAUGGCAGCCCUUUUCAACGGGAUCUUGGAGAACGCUCGCCGAGGCGGUCAGCUGGCAGACGUCGAUGUCGCCUGGAACCCGCUUGCUCAAGAUGGACCUCUUGCUGCGAAAGCCAUUGCGACUGUCUUUCGGGAGUCUGCGACUUUGUACCAUUGCGAUCUCAGCUACUGCUGCCUGGACUCUGCCAGCUGCGGGCUCCUCGGAGAGGGGCUACGUGACAACCAUUCCCUGUAUGGCUUGCAUGUAGUUGGAAACGCAGCAACCAUGGAUGCAGACGGAUUUCUGACACCCCUGCAGAAAGUGGGCCCUAUUCCUCCAGAUGCAGACCACAAACGAUCAAUGGUGUUCGGCAGUGUCCAGCCUGGACCAGAGGCACUGCUGGGUGCUCAAGGCUUCGGUGCCGACGACCUGAACGGCCGUGAUGUGCUCGAGAUGAAAUCUGCCUGCUGGGCCUGCGAGGGCUGGAUCAGGCAAGAGAUUGAAUGGCCCUACGAUCCCGGAGAUCCUCCCAGGGCCGUUUGGGCUUUCACGGCCUUGGACUCCUUUCGACGCGCCCUGCGUCUGAGACCAGAGCCAGGCCACAGGCCUUGCUUCAAGGCCGCACGAAUGGUGCCUCCUGGACACAGGCUCCAAGUCAUCUUCCAGGUUGACUCCAAGAUCCAGCUUCUUCCAGGAGCUCGGGACAAGCUGGCGGUGCCUGCCGAGUUGACUCUUCGCAUUUGCCAGGAAUUGCCUGAGCUGGUACCAGAUCCCGAUCAGGUGAUCUGUUCAGAGAGCUCGCCACGCUCCGGUCGGCCAGUUUUCAUCGCCAGCAUGUCCGAAGCGAGUGUGGUCGAGAGGAGGACGGCCCCCGAUGAUGUGACAUCAACUUCUGCGUGCCGAGCAUGCCGAGGGGUGGUCACUGAUGGCCCAGCGGAUGGCGAUGCAGUGCUGCUCCCACGCGUCACAGAAGCGGAGUUCAAGGCCAAGGCCAAGCGUUCGCCACCAUUCUGGAGCACCUUCAAGAAGGAGUCUUUGUCUUUGCGCAGGGAAGCACUUCGCACAGACUGGCUUCGGUGCCGACUGGGACACGUUGUUCCAGAGUCUGAAGUCGAGGAUAUCAAGAAGGCUAUGGAGCCUCACUAUGGUUGGCUGAUGUGCCUCUACCGCAGAGUCUCGUCCCUUGAUGCGUCUGGGGAGAUUGGUUUCGGCAUCAGCCAACUACAGGCGGGUGAGCUGAUGUCCGGGUGUGGAAUUCUUGAUGGCACCACGACCAAGGUGGCAGACAUAGAUCGGUUCUUCAUUGCGGCCAAGGUCACACCCGCUGAAAUGAAGAAGACGAUGGCAAUCGUCAAUGACAAGACCCUCGUGCGCUACGAGUUUCUGGAGUUCCUUCUGCGUGUGGCGAACCAUCACUUUUUCAAGUCUGGAGCUGCGACUUCCAUGGCCGAGGCCAUUGCGCUCUUGCUCCAGACAUUGGAAACAGAGGGCAGGAAGAUGGAAAGGGAAGUGACCGACUUCCUGGAAGCGCUGUGGGUGGAGGCGGUGGAUGACCUGUACAAGAAGCACGUGGACAUGCUGGGCGCCGUGUACAAGCGGUUCUAUGGGUCAAAGACGCCCCCGGGCAAGCCGAAGUUCAUGGCACUCGGAGAGUUCCAGUCUCUUCUGGAGGUGGCCGACGUGCAUGCCACAGGCUUUCAAGCUCGACAGUCAGCGCUGGCUUUUCGGAUGGGCAUGAUGUGUCAGCCUGACGAGACUGGUUCCUCUCGAUUUCAAGAGAUGUCGUUCCUGGAGUUUCAGAUGGCACUUGGUGCAGUUGCGCCUCAGCUGCCAUUAGUCGUCGGACCUGUGAUCACAGUGCUGCAGCUUUGCAAGAGUUUUACAAGCGGCUGGACGGCGCCUGUGCAAUGA